AUGCAGUUUAGCUCAUGUAAUGUCAGGCUUUCACCUUAUAUCAUCCAGACAGUUCUUGGAGCUGUGUCAGUUUUUGGAACUCUCCCCGCACUGUACUUCAUCGAGGCUUGGGGUCGCCGAAAGUCCCUUCUACUUGGCGCAUCUGCGCAAGCUGUCUGCACUAAUCGUUCGUGCACAUUAUCCGUUGCUGUGGUUGGGCAUACCACCCUUGCGCCUACCGGAAUACCAACUUCGGCACUUACUGCUCGCAAUAGAGCUGGGAGCGACGUCGCUAUCGCUUUCGCAGUAUGUCAAGUGUUCAGCUUCGGUACAACUUGGGGACCUACUCCGUGGGUGUAUCUUGAGGAGUCUUUCCCUCUUCGAGUGCGCCCCAAGUCAAUUGCUCUCGGCAGCGCGACCAACUGGUUCUGGAACUUCAUGCUUUCAUUCUUCUCUCCAAGGAUUGUCGAUCGGAUUGGUCCAAUGAUAAUGUUGGUCUUUGGCAUGCUUGUCUUUGGAUAUAUCUAUGUAUAUUUUGCCAUUCCUGAAACCAAAGGUCUAACUUUAGAAGAGGUGGACGAGUUGUACCGCUCUGGCAUUCUGCCCUGGCGAUCAGUAGGCUGGCGACCGAGUGAGAAGUAUCAUCACGAAGUGCAUGAGAAAGGAGCUUCUGACUCGGUGGAGAAAUCCUGA
Molecule: messenger RNA, 672 nt
Organism: Suillus discolor
Lineage: Eukaryota; Fungi; Basidiomycota; Agaricomycetes; Boletales; Suillaceae
Exons: 6
Coding region: 1-672 (223 amino acids)
Biological process (GO): carbohydrate transport; transmembrane transport
Cellular component (GO): plasma membrane
Molecular function (GO): carbohydrate:proton symporter activity
Source: RefSeq, a predicted model, not a curated record